CUGUCUCUCGUCAGAUUUUACUCCGGUUAUUUACAAAGAGGAUGUUUAGUCCGGGUGGGGGGGGAGGGAGGAUGUACCGGGUCAGUUGGUGGCUCUGAGACAGGCUGUGAGUGUGUCUUGGGGCCAAAUGGACUCACAGACUAAUAGCACAUCAGUUGUGGGCGAUGCCAGUCAGUCUGAAAGAGAAGCGAAGGGUCGGGCUGCAGUUCAUUAAAUAUCUGCGGGAAACAGAACAGCAGGAGAUCACCCUCAAGGACACCCUCAAAACCAUCUACAAUCUCGAAUUCAGAGUCAGAGACGAUGUUCUGAGCGUCAACUUCUCCAGCGUCAUUUAUGCUCUCAGAACCUCCAGACGAGCCUCGGUGUCAAACGGUCACAUUCACUUCAAGGCCCAGGGAUGGCGAGUGGUUUACACUAACCAGUACCGCACGGCAUGGCAGGAACCCACGGACACCUCGAGCCCCCAGCGCCUGGUCACCGGGCGGCCAGAGUCCGGCAAGAAGGCCCGAACCAGGCACAUCAUUCAAACCCUGAAGAACAAGGAUAAGAGGUUGCAGAUGGUUCGUGACCAGGGAGGGGUGCGGAUCUGGUCUGAUUGUGACGUGGGCGAAGGAAGAAUCCAGGCCUCAGUGUCUCUGAAUGAAGCCAAAUGUGUUGUUGUUCACAUAGACAAUGAGGGGAGUGAACCUGUCACUCUCCUGCGCUGUGAGCUUCUCCGCAGAAUCAAAGUCUUCUCUCUCAGCGAUUGCCAGGAUGUGACCAAAUCCAAACCCCAUGAGCUCUGUGCAGGAUUGAGCCAUGAAGUGGAGGUGACCUGUCAUAUCUCUCAAGCCGGCUUUUUCCCGGGGACGCUGGUCUUUGAGUUCCAAGGUUGUGAUUCGCAGCCGUUCCACAUUGUCCGCUUCCUGACCGCUCGCUUGGUCAGCGAUUUGGUGAACGAGCUGAAGCCCUCGUCCCCGUACAGACCUCACCAGCUGCCCAUCAAGCCACCAGUCACUGAAGAGGUGGAAGAGGGUGUCCGGCCAUGCAACUUCUCAAACUACCAACUGGAAAGAGAGAUCCCCCUGCCCGCCAGUAAAUACCUGCCAACACUCUUCAACCUCAUCAAAAGAGGGCUGAAAGCAACCGGCUUGGAUCCCAGAUUGAGUCAGGAGCAACAGAGGGUGAAAGCAUUGCUGGACUCGAAGUUGAGCUUCCAGAACUAUCCUGAGCGCUUCUCGCUGCUGCUGCACCUGGAGGAGAUGCAGAUGGAGACGGACAUCACCAAGUACAACAUGACCGACGCCAGCAUGCUCCGCGACCCCAGGAACCGUGAGCUCCUGGUCCUAGAGGUGCCGGGUGUGGCUGAGAACAGACCCUCUGUGCUGCGGGGAGACCACCUUCUGGUGACGAGGAGCGCAGACCGACACCUGCCCGUCGUCACCCGCUACAAGGGCUACGUCCACAGCGUGGAGCUCGAGCAGCUCAAACUGGGCUUCUCCCACAAACUGGUCAGCACAUUUAUAGACAACAUGAAGUUCAAUGUUUCCUUCACCUUUAACCGGUUUCCGUUACAAAUGCAACAUCGAGCCGUGAAACUGAGCCGUGAACACAAACUCCAGCACCUGCUCUUCCCCUCCUUCUCCCACGGAGUCUCCAUAAUUCCCCUGGACCAGAGCCUGAGGCUUCAUGAUCGAGCGCUGGAGGAGAACCCAGAGCAGUUUGACGCUAUUCGCUACAUACUCUCGGGGCUGUCGCGCCCGGCUCCGUACCUGAUCUUCGGGCCCCCGGGGACCGGCAAGACGGUCACGAUAGUGGAGGCCAUUAAGCAGGUGGUGGACCAUAUCCCCAACGCCCACAUCCUGGCCUGCGCCCCCUCCAACAGUGCCACCGACCUGCUGUGUCAGCGCCUCCUCAAACACCUUGAUAAGCAGAGCCUCUACCGUCUGAACGCCUUCUGCCGUGAGUGGAAACACAUCCCGACCGAUGUCCAGGAAUGCAGUAACUGGGACAGCGCUGAGCAGACCUUUGUGUAUCCGACCAAAGACUCACUGAGCAACUACCGUGUCAUCAUCACCACAUUGAUCACUGCUGGCAGACUAGCGUCGGCAAGGUUCCCGCGCGGACAUUUCUCUCACGUGUUUAUUGACGAGGCCGGACACGCGGUGGAGCCCGAGUGUGUCAUCGCUGUCGCAGGGCUGUUGGACCCAAUGGAUUUGGAGAGUAACAGAGAUGGGGGGCAGCUGGUCCUGGCCGGAGACCCCAAACAACUGGGCCCCAUCCUCCGCUCACCUAUCGCCAUCGAACACGGGCUGGACCUGUCGCUACUCGAGAGGCUGAUGAACAAGAAUUCUCUGUACCAAAGGGAUCCGGAUUCUGGCUACAACAAACAGUUUGUAACCAAACUGCUGCGGAACUACAGGUCACACCGGCACAUCCUGAAGUUGCCGAACGAGCUGUUCUACAACGAGGAGCUGCAGGAAUAUGCCAACGAGAUCAUCAGCAGUUCCUAUUGCCGCUGGGAGCAUUUAAUAACACCGGAUUUUCCCAUCAUCUUUUAUGGAGUUUCGGGAAAGGAGGAGCGAGAGGCGAACAGUCCGUCGUUCUUCAAUGUGGAGGAGAUCGAGGUGGUAUUGUUGUACCUCCAUAAACUCCUGACCAGCCAGGGCAAGAAGGGAAUUGCCCGGAUUUCACCCCGAGAGAUCGGAGUCAUCAGUCCCUACAGGAAGCAGGUUGAAAAAAUCAGGAGAGCAAUAAACGGUUUGGACAAACAGCUUAAGAGCAUGAAAGACAUUAAGGAGCUGAAGGUGGGAUCAGUGGAGGAAUUCCAGGGGCAGGAACGGAAGGUGAUUCUCAUUUCCACUGUGCGCAGCAGCUCGGAAUAUUUGCACGUGGACCAGGAAUUCUGUCUGGGUUUCCUCAAAAACCCAAAGCGGUUUAAUGUUGCACUGACCAGAGCCAAAUCCUUGCUAAUAGUUGUGGGAAAUCCUAGAAUCCUCAACAAGGAUUCCAACUGGAAUAAGUUCCUGAGUUUCUGUGUGAAUAAAUGCGGCUACACUGGGGCAGACUACGCUGAUGACGAGGCUGAGGAUGACGAGGCUGAGGAUGACGAGGCUGAGGAUGGUCUCGUUGAUGGUCUGGUUUCACUGAACCUGGGACCAACAGGGUUUUUUGGUGACGUCAGCUCUGUCCAACACCAAUUGGAGCCUGAGUGGAGAGGUGAAGUGUGACCUAAACCGGACUCUCAGAUCACACCUGGAGCCUUGAAGUAACUGUUCUCCUCAAUGUUCAAACCUAAAAACUCUUUAAAAGAAAAAGCUAUAUUAAGAUUUUUGAAAAGAAAAAAUUAACUCCUCUUAAUUGACCAAAGUAUCUUGUAAAAUGUUCAUUUCAGAAUUGUAAACUUUUAUACUAUUUUUCUGUGUUUCGACCCAAUUUGUAGUCUUUCGCCAUUUAUAGCUGCAGUAAUACACCACGGCUUUCUCUCUCUCGUGUGGAGAGAGGCUUGGAUUCAAACUCAAUAUCAUCAUUUUGUCAUUUUAUGAGGUGAAUAAAGUGAGAUCCCACGUGAAUCUACAUUAGCGAAAGUGCUUUAACGUGGGAUUCCUUUACACAGAGACCAAAGGGGGAAUCAUUCCAGGAACUACAAUUGACCUCAACCCAAUCUGUAAGAACUUUGCUCUAAAGUUAGAGUGCUUCUGAUUUCCUUAUCAAAGAAUCUAGUUACAAAUUCCUGCCUUCAGGACACCUGUGUUUGCUGGUUUUAUUCCUGUCUUAUUUAGUGAAUGUGCCUAAGUGCCCACUUCCUGUGGGACUAACUCUCCUGCCUGAACUUUGCUGUAAUUUGCACUUUGCCAACAAGAGGUGUGGGUUAUCCACACAGCACUGACUUUUCAGUCACUGGCACGUUUCCCAGUCAGCGGAGCUUACACUCUGGGUGUUCUUGCUCCUUGGUUGAAGACUAAAAUAAGCCAUCUUCAUUUCCAGAUCUUUCCAGCUUUUCACACAUCAGUUGCCAGAAUGGACUAAUUUGCACAUUGUGCUUUUGGUUUAUUGUUAUAAACAAGUGAAAGGGGGAAGUAGAGGUGCUCUUAAUUACACAUUUAUAACUGAUAAAUGACUGUCAUUUACAGACAUUUACACGUUUAGCACAACCUGCAAACUAGACGUGUGUGUGUGUAGCCUAACAUGGCUGCACAUUACAUUGCCUUCAAAAUCUCACUCCACCGUGGGCGCUAUCACUAUAUCCACCCAGCCCAUAAUGGUCUUAUAUGGGAAUAUGUGCAAUGUGAAAUGAAAUGCUUCUAGCUUUACUUUACUUCUAAAGUUACUGAUAUUGUGCUUUACUAUGUACAUUACCUCCAGGUGUUUAAUAAAUUAGGAAUAUUGUUACAAUACUCCUCAGUUUAUCACAA
Messenger RNA from Callorhinchus milii (elephant shark), 4394 nucleotides. RefSeq names its product putative helicase MOV-10. The record is from RefSeq and is a predicted model, not a curated record. The transcript is spliced from 22 exons. Gene Ontology annotation, molecular function: ATP hydrolysis activity; 5'-3' RNA helicase activity; RNA binding. The coding region runs from base 165 to 3209 and encodes 1014 amino acids. NCBI's taxonomy places the organism in Eukaryota, Metazoa, Chordata, Chondrichthyes, Chimaeriformes, Callorhinchidae.